AUGCACGCCGUGCACGUGACACUCGUCAAGGCCGUCGAUCUGCCAUCCGCUGACUUUAACGGCAAAAGCGAUCCGUAUGUGAUUUUCCAACUCGCUAAUACGAUGCGUAAAAGCUCUGUAAUCCAAGCCAACCUCAAUCCAGAGUGGGAUCCUGAAGAGACUUUUUCAUUCAUCGCCGAGGAUAUUCAAUCGGCUGUGCUGGAUGUCAAAGUGUUUGAUCAUGAUCGCAUUUCAAAGGACGACAUUAUUGGCUCUUGUCAAGUGCCACUUAAUACUUUACAUGAGAAACCAGAGUCUGAAGUGCUUAUGUACCAACUUGAGGUGCCCUCGGCUUUUGCUAAGCAGAAGCGUAAAAGCGCUAUUAUGCUCGAAAUUAAGCUCGAAAAGGAAGACUAG
Molecule: messenger RNA, 396 nt
Organism: Plasmopara halstedii
Lineage: Eukaryota; Oomycota; Peronosporomycetes; Peronosporales; Peronosporaceae
Product: Predicted Ca2-dependent phospholipid-binding protein
Exons: 1
Coding region: 1-396 (131 amino acids)
Cellular component (GO): membrane
Source: RefSeq, a predicted model, not a curated record